Messenger RNA from Colletotrichum higginsianum IMI 349063, 3009 nucleotides. RefSeq lists its product as uncharacterized. The transcript has 4 exons. The coding region runs from base 1 to 3009 and encodes 1002 amino acids. The record is from RefSeq and is a predicted model, not a curated record. NCBI's taxonomy places the organism in Eukaryota, Fungi, Ascomycota, Sordariomycetes, Glomerellales, Glomerellaceae.
AUGUCGUCCAGCCAGAAUACAAGACCAACCAGAGCCACGGCGCGUCAAGCGGCACAGAGAAUCCGUCGAUCAUUCGAGUCCCCUUACGUUGGGCCUGUUCAAGAGACUGCGUCACCCCAAUCCAACAAUACCGUAUCUGAGCCAUUUGAUAGUGAUGACGAAAUUCUGACCAGACGUUCAUAUUUGAUCCCCGAUAACGGUGCCAAUCUCCAGUCAGCCGUUUUGCGAACACCUCGAGCACUCGCCCCUUGUUCUGAAAUUUCGGCCGCUUCUUUACCUACACCAGCCAGUCAUAUCCUAGGAAAGAGGAAGCGCGCAAUCGUUGGGCACGAUGAUCAGGACGACGAAGCCGAUAAGGGGGGCGGAGACUUGUUGCUGAGCCGAACUCCAGCCCAGUCACAUGGACACGCUGUCACUGCUCUUCCGGCUCCAACCAGUGUGCAGAAAGGUCCGCGUGAGCGGAGAUGGGAGUCCCUCUUGCCAACUCUCGACCGCCAAACUCGAUACUCGGCUCCAAAGUCACUGUCCCUCGAAGAUCCUUUCGAUUUCGUUUAUAGCCUGCCUCCGAUCCUUGGCCAGGACUAUAGCCCUGAGGUUGUCAAGCAUCACUCGAGAAAGUUUUCGGACAUGGUAUCUUGGGAGCUCCGGGCUUUGAAAAUCGGCGAGUCGAAUUCCAAAAUGUUUCUGCGCAUCAGCACCAAAGACUUCACGGAACGUGAAGCCUUGUCGUUGUGUGGCAAGCUCAUCGACGCCAAAAAGGUCUGGCGCAACCCAGCAGAACUGGAGGCUCCUCGAGUCGGUAAACCUUCGGCUCUGAUUACUUCCCUGGCAAAAGCUGCGCAGUAUAGUCUUUUCCCUGACAAGCUUUUUCGGAUUCUCAACCCAGCUUUGGCUCACACUGCAGGCGCCUGGUCCUGGAUUGUUGCGUUGCCGUACGUUGAUGCAGAUACGUACGCGCUCAAAACGUUCAAGUGGAGAAUCGCAGUCAAGAAGCUCGACUCAUCUACAAAAUUGGUCCCAACCGCGAACGACGUCAUCUUCACUUUCAAUAAUGACACCGCCAUGUACACUAGCGUGGACGACAUUGUACGCUCGCCAGAGCCUACCAUAGAGAACGCGGACCCGGCAUUGGCAGCCUCAGCAUCCAGAACCUACCAGUUCGCAUGCCACGCCGUGUCAACUUGGCUCCGAAACCGAUCACUGCUCCAGAACACCGUCGACACACAGCAGUUCAAGACGGAUAUGUUUGAACAGUUUGCCCCUUCCAACUGUUCCGGACGCGCCAGGAGGCUCAUCCUCGGAGACACUGUCCCGUGCCAACUGUUCCGCCUGCGACCGUGCAUCUUUGACGUCAGAAUCAUACCUGGCGAUCGGUUGUUGGAAGACAUGCCGGGGCUCCCAUCCUUCAGAGUUUGUUCAAGGGACAUGGGUUGGACGGAGCCUAUUGGAGAUGCCGCAAUAACCACCUGGUUGACCUCGAACAGCAUUCUUGAAGUGUGGGGGGCUAUGGCAAGAGGCGUCGAUGCCGCCAACACUCAAAUAACCCUUGGCCAGGAACCUCCAAACGCUUGUCACUGCUCCGAUGAGGCAAAGUCGAUGACGGCACAUGCAUGCGGUCAUUGUGGAAAAGAAACCAUGUGCGAGCUGCUCGCAGAUCAUCCAAAUGGCUACCGGGCCUGUCCGGCAUGUUGCAGCAAAGCGCUUCAAUCUGCUCCGAUCUCCGGCCGCGAAGUGCGCUCACGACUUCGUGACUUAGUCACAGAGAGAAGACGGCGCAAACUAUCUGGUUCUGCCAUUUCGGGCCUGACAGAUACGCUUGUGAAGGAGGUCGAACAUCGUUACAUCGGUCAAAAAGGCACUUCGUAUAUCAACGGGUACUCCGGAUCAAUGGUGCGGCCACCCGCCAUCAGGGGGCACCCAUUGGCCCUGAGCAUCGAAGCCAUUUUUCCUAUUGCCCUAGACGAGGCUGGCGUCACUGGUUUGCAUGUCCCGGGAAACAUCGACAUUGUACCCUUUUGCCUCAAUACAUGCAAACACACCAGUCUGCCUAUAUUUCUUCAGGAACUUGGGAAAUAUUACCGGCAAUGGGUUGCCACAGAAUGCUCGUACCAGUCCGGCGUGUCAGUUGCACGAGAAAAGAUUGCCUUUCUGCAAAGCAAACUCGUUCGGGACUGUCGUCGCUUCACCGACAUUACUCUCAAGGUUCCAUGGUCCAAAACCGCAAGACUCAACCUUGAUAUCAGCCCUGCCCAAAUGCAAUAUCUACGGGAUGAGUGGAUCGCAGGCAAGCCUCACCCCGGAGACGUCACUGUCUUCAAACGCCCGUACUACGGCAUCUGGGCCUACCAGUCUGAUUGGUUGAGUUAUGUGGAAAAGACUAAGAUCAUUGUCACGGAGAUUGAAGAAUGGACCGGAGUCGAACUAAUCAGAUCUGACGAUGGCUGCGCUUAUUUUGCACAUCCUGAGACCCUUCCAGACGAUUGGAGCUGGAAAAAUUGCGGGCGACUGAUGAACAACCGAUUUGACCGAAUGCGAAUCCAGUGCAACAAACGGCAUGAAACUGUGGACAGUCCGACAACCAUCUAUCUAGAAUGUGUGUACCAGGCAUGCGUCAACGUCAUGGUCGUCAAAGAUUCGGACCCAGAGCGGGAGGCCAAGCUUCAGGUCCAAGCCCGAUAUGCUGAAUUUUUCGGUCUCCCGCUGGCGAUCGAAAAUCAUAAUCCGCUAACCUUCGCGGACAGACUCGAUGACCAGAACAACAUCUUAAUCGAAACAAGAACGAGCAACUACGCCAAGUUGCAUUUCCCGGAGCGACUGUAUUCACAUAUAAGAAGACUUGUUGAGGAGAUUGACAUCCCUCUGAAAUAUGCAAAUGAAAAUCUUGAGCUAGGUCCUUUUGAUUUCCGGCUCAAUCGUGGUGAGGAGGUGGAUUACGGAGAGGAGGACGACGAUGAGGAUUACGAGGAUCACGAUGUUGAAGAGGACGAGGACUGGUCCGAAGAAGACUGA